AUGGAAACCUCCAAUUGGGCGAUGCAAAAUGGAUUGAGUGAGGAGUCGGAGGAUAAAGCCAAAGACGCACUUAUAUUAUCCAUCACCUUCACAUCGCUGGCGGUGUUUUUUGUAUCCGCUCGUCUUUACACAAGGGGAUUUUUGGUGAAAAAGAUCGGUUCUGACGAUUGGACGUGCUUAGUGUCUUUGAUUCUCUCCCUUGGAUUCAUGGGAUUGUUCAUUGGCGUAAGAAGAUGGUGGGAUGACAUGGUAGAAGGCAGCUGCUUGAAUAGGGAUGCAUUCUGGCUAUCCACAGCGAUCGUGCACAUCGUUACAGAUGUCGUCUUGCUUGCGAUGCCCAUGCCGAUUCUCAUCAGGCUAAAUAUUCCUAAAAGGAAGAGAAUCGCUCUCGUGCUAGUUUUCGCUCUUGGAGGAUUGUAUAUUCCCCUUGAAUCGGUUUCCAACAAUCCCCACCAAAUUAUGUUCCUUGCUCAGAAAGUUAAUUCAGUUCUCGUUAUCAGUGUUUGCAUCACAAGUGGUCUUCGUCUUGAGAGCCUUCGUCAACUUGCGAGAUCAGAUGACCUAGUAGAACAUAAUGCGGCAGCGGCCUCCUGGUCAGCUGUUGAAUGUAAUGUCGCAAUAAUAUGUUGUUCUCUUCCGACCCUACGGCCGCUGGUAACUCGUAUAUUCCCACUCAUAUUUCCGACGACCGGCUAUGGUUAUGGUCGCAACUCUAAACGGAAAAUCCCUUGUCUACCAAGGUGGUUUGCGUCUCACGAGCCUCAAGAAAGAAUCGACCAGGAACAUGCCAUGGAAUUUUUACAGAAACUGUCCAGCGAUGAAGGAGGAAAGCAUUCACACAGGGAUAUGGGUGGGGUUGCGGCAACCGAAUCGAUUUCGCAGGAAACAAUAUCUGCAAGUGAUAUAGAGGCAGAUCGCCCGGCUGAACCCUUUCCAUCUCCUCAUUUCUCAGGACAGUUCCCGCAUAAAAUGCGUGCCCAAGCGCGUCGCAGUAUCAAAUGUCGGGUGUUGUGCCAACAAGUCUCCACGACGAAAAGGGUGUUCAUGGCCGUUCACAGAGUUCCCUGUAUUGGGUUUUUACGGCCCGCAGAACCAUAA
Molecule: messenger RNA, 1098 nt
Organism: Histoplasma capsulatum G186AR
Lineage: Eukaryota; Fungi; Ascomycota; Eurotiomycetes; Onygenales; Ajellomycetaceae
Exons: 6
Coding region: 1-1098 (365 amino acids)
Source: RefSeq, a predicted model, not a curated record